AUGAGGGACAAGACGGAGGGCAGAGUUGGCGACAUCUGCCAUGUACUCGGUGGCCUGCAACUGUUCAUCAGGGGUAUGGGUUUGUGGACGGGUCUCUUUGCAGUUCGCAGUCGCAAUUUCUCAGUCCCAAUGGCUACGUCCCAAGAUCAAGGGACCCAGCUAAUAUCAAUCCAAGCAGGUCGUAAAUGGACCGACAACGAGGAAGCUUGGCUUGUCGUCAACUCUAUGAAAGAUGUCACAUCCGCAUGGCUCCAUGCAAACUUCCCCUUCGCAGGUCGUAGUCUGAAUAGUAUCAUAGGCCAUCUAGCAGACAUGCGCCUUCAUGGUCGCCUAUCCCGUAAAUGGCGCAGUAAGACCUGGAAUGAUGAGCCGCCAUAUACCCUCCGUGAAGACAUCGAGAUCAUGCAAUGGCACGUCUGGGGCCGCGAGCACAUCGACCCGCAGAUAUUUGUCGACAAUCAGCGUGCUGGCGGCAGCGUAAUUGCUAGAGCAGAUUACCUGUGCAAGGACCCUGAAUUAGUUCGAAAAGUCAAGGAGGCUGAAGAAGCUGCUCGUCAGGCGCUUGAAGCCAGGGAUGAAGCAUGGUAUGACGCAGCGGAGGAGCCUUCUGAGGAAACCAUGGACGCCAGUGCGCUGAGAAUGAUGAACCGAAUUCUCUUUCGGACAGAAAGCGAUACCAUAGUUAAGAUUUGUGACGCUAUUUCUCAAUCUCUUUCAAAUAGAGAGGAUUUUGAAGAUGAUGACGAUGAAGAGGACGAAGAAGGGGAGGAAGAAGUUGAAGCCGAGGACGAGGAGGACGCAGCAUGA
Trichophyton rubrum CBS 118892 is the source of this 807-nucleotide messenger RNA. RefSeq lists its product as uncharacterized. Lineage: Eukaryota; Fungi; Ascomycota; Eurotiomycetes; Onygenales; Arthrodermataceae. Bases 1 to 807 code for a protein of 268 amino acids. The transcript is spliced from 3 exons. The record is from RefSeq and is a predicted model, not a curated record.